AUGGGGUAUCUCGGGCCCAAAGAGCUUUGUAUCGGUUCACCCCCCAUUGAAAGCAUCAGCGCCCCAAGGUGCCGAAUCCAGCUCGUCGUGCCGGCUUCGACGAAGAUGUCCUCCGCCGACCAGAAAAACUUCGAUGUGCCUACCAGAGUUGCCAACCGAGACUUCCAAUCGGUGAACCACCUUCUUCGCGAGAUCGUGUCGAUUCGAGACCUUUACAGCAACUCGGACACUGGCCGAUUGAGUGCAGCGCACGAGGAGCUGAUGCGGGCAGUUUUUGCGAACCACCCAGAAGCUGAACGGAAACUUCAAGGCAUGCAGUUUAUCAGAGUCGGGCCAAACUCCAGAUCCAGCAGGCCGAACGACAGCUGCUUCUACAUUAUGACCAACGAAACAGACGGUGAUGAUAUCAGCUACAUGAAGUGCUUGAGGCGGCUAAGUGAAGUAGCUCUUCAGGAGACUCCAGGCGAGCAUGUUGUUCCACUCGCAGCGAUGACCUCCAAGUACGAGGGCUUGUCGGUCCGGAUCGGGCCGGACGACAUUUUGGUGGAGCCUGGAACUCUUGAGGCCUUUGGGGUCCACGUGGAGCUGUACCGCAAGCUCUUAUCGGUGCACACGCAGAAGAGAAUUUAUGGCCCUUGGAUGCUGCAUCAUGGCAGCGAUGCAAGGUUGAUGAUGGUGGCUGACAUGGCCCAGGAUGAGGUGGCCAUCACCUGGAAAGCACCAUUCCAGGUCCAUUGCGGCAGUGAACCGGCACUUCCGCGGCCACAUAUGGCCACGGCCCAGCCACCUUCACUUCAAGUCUGCUUGGACGCCCUUGCUGAUAAGGCCGGAAUAGCCGGUGCUUUUGCCGCAUCUUCUGAAGAGGAGAUGCAGCUGGUGGCUGGCCAGGUGCUAUUUAAGGCACUGUCCUCCUCGACGCAGCUGGCACGGUCUAAAGCAGGAGCCUUAUCACAAAUCCACAGCCUGAAGGCUCUGGCGAAGCACCAGUCCUACGAGUUGCUGCAAGAACAGCUGCGUAACUCGCAGGCGAAGCUGCACGAGGCAACAAGUGAUCGAGACAUGGCACGCUUGGCCCUUGACAAGCUGCACGACGAACUGGCCACACUCAGACGCAGCAUCUUCCCGCCACAGGUGGUGGGAUCAGUGGGAACGGAACAGGAUCUCCAAGACCCAGGUCGUUCGACAUCGGCCGAGUCGGUCCGGGCUCGCGACAGCCACCUCGCGACCGAUGAAAGCAUCGAAGCGCUCAGCCAGCGGCUCAAGGAACAUCUUCCGGAGCCGGCUGCAACCAUGCUGCGUAAUUCCUUGAGCCUCAUGUCCAGCGAAUUGUACUCUGGGCCCUCCCGCGCACUCUGGGAACUUGUGCAGAAUGCCGAUGACUGCAGCUAUAAGGGUACUCCUCACAUGAAAAUUGUGGCAGAUUCCUCAUAUUUGUGGCUGGAAUACAAUGAAGUCGGCUUCACUUUCCAAGAUGUGGAGGCACUGUGCAGUCUGGGUAUGUCCAUGAAGGGGCCGGGCCAGACGGGACACAAAGGAGUUGGGUUCAAAGCAAGCUUCGUCUUGUCCUGCAAGCCUCAUGUUCUCUCCAACCCGUAUCGUUUCUACUUCAACGAGGAGGCAGACUGCAUUUUGCCGCACGUCACGCCCCAUGUGCUUGAUCACACAACUUUUCCUCAAGACUUGCCAUCAAGUGGGACUGCCAUCUACCUCCCACUGCGCAAGCCUGCCCCCAGUCUGCUGCAAGAAGUAGUGCCAUCGACGCUGUUGUUCCUGCGUCAACUUCGGUCUCUUUCGUUGGAGAGCAUCGAUGCCGGCCGGGUGCGGACAUACGUGCGAGAAGGCGGCGAUGAGGGACCAGUUGCAGUUGUGGAGCACGCAGAAACGACGCGGAAGCAUGACUACUACAUUGCACGUGGCCCGGGUGGCAGCAUUGCCGUUGCAUUUCCUCUGAGCUGCAGCAGUUCGGAAGCAUCCUGGAUCUCGACAACGCUUCCGCUGUGCACUCUGCCGGGAUUGAAGACACCAUUAGAUGCUCCGUUCGAGCUGACGGCGAACCGAGAAGCCCUGCUCGAGGGGAGUGCCAGAAACGCGGCUCUGCGGGACGCCUUGGCCCACUUGUGGCUGCAGGCGGUGGAGGCUGCUCAAGAUGGUUCUGCUCUGGCAGCCCGUGCAUGGACGCUCCAGCCGGGGCCGGAACUGGCCCAGCUGCCAUUUUGGUCGCCGUUUUUGCAUCGAGUGCGAUCUGGUCUGCAGGAGAUCUCGUUGGUGCCGGUGCUUGGAGGUACCGGCCAGGCGCGCCGGCUGCCAGUGACUCGCUGCCGCAAAGCGCAGUCUCGGCUCCUGGGAGAGCUUGCGUUGGGACCGAAGGAAUUGGAGAUGUUGGACUUGGGCAUCCCAUCGCCGGAGUACUUGAGCCAGCUUCCUGAAGGCACGGACCUUGGCCUUCGGGAGUUUGGGGUCGCCGACUUGCUUCGGCUCCUCUGCUUGCCCGGCGACCCACCCAACGCUGAACGCUCCCGUUGGGAGGCCAGGGGCAAUCAAUGGCGAAAGAAGGUCACACAGGAGCUGGCUUGGCAGAAGCACGACAUCGAUACGAUGGCUUUGCGGAAGGUGCCGCUCUUCCCACUUGCCGAAGGUGAUGACCCAGACGUGACAACUGGGGCGUGCGCAGCAUCACCCUGGAGAGCAUGUGACGAAGGUCACAUCUUUUGGUCUCUGCCCAGGAAUGCUCCGAAGGAUCUUCUCCGAGUGUUGCACGCAGAGCAAGGCUGCCGCGAGGACAGGGACCUGCUCAACCUCCUGGGGUGCGGGUGGACUGCGCAGCCGCGAGACGUCGCUUAUGCAAUUGUGCAGCAGAACUUGGGCCUGUCGACCAUGGAGGAUCAGCGCUUCUCCUGGUCAAAGCUCGCGUAUCUGGGCCGGCACUGGGACGAAAUCCUGUCAAGCUCGGCGACCGAGAGCUGGCUGGCAAUGCAGACUGUGGGGGAGAUGGAGAAGCUACUCCGAUCAGUUCUGGUUCCAUCGCGCGGUGGUGGCGGCAGGCUCCGCUGCGAUGCCAGAGAGUUGCACUCCCCUUUCUUCCUUGGCUGCAAACCCUUACGUGGCAACUCUGAGGGCAGUGAUUUCAUCUUGGAACCGCCAGGAGCCGCGGGUGUGAAAGCCAGGCUUUGGUGGGAGCUCGUCUUCCUGCGUUUGGGUGCACGUCCUUGUGUAGGCAGCGUGCGCCUGCCAAAGGGCCUCUUUGCACUUCCUGGCAUUGCGGGCGACCUGAGGGCUCUUCUAAGCUUCUAUGGCAAGUCCGUUGAUCUCAGGGAGCUGCGCAGCCGAUGCGAGAUCGAAGACCGCUCUGGCCGCGUCCGCACGGUCGGCCGGGAGCCUGAGAAGCGGAAGCACUCCGAACGUCUGCUCGGGCCUCGGUUUCUGCAAUUCACUGGCCCAGAGUACGUGGUGGACAUCGCGGAGGAGGCGGAACUUGAAGGCUUAGCUCAGCAACUGCUCGGCAUCGUCGUUGCUCCGACAUGUGCUGUGUUGCUCGCCUUGCUGGCGCGAGUUGCGAAACUGGAGUCUCGCUAUCUGCUUGCAGUAUAUGAUUUCCUAUCGGCCGAAUGGAAGCGCGGACAGCUUCCGCUUGAGUGUGCUGAGCUUGAGGAGCUGAAGCACAACGGCUUCUGGGUAAUAGCUGAAGAUGGCCAGAUCGUUCGGAAGCUGCCGGCAGAGGUAUGCCGAGGAGAUGUCGAGCGGACGGGUGCUGGUGAAGCACAGGAAGGACGGAUUCUAGAGUUCUUUGUUGCGUGCCUUGGUGUCAUGAUCUCCCCUCAGCCUGAGUCAGCGAGCGGGUCUGAGGCUCCGUGCGUCCCUCCCUCGUCCUCCCAAGAUUCUGGCAAAGAGAAAGACUCUGCAAAGGGGGCGAAGUCCAAGUCCAACAAGAUGGAAGGCAGGGAGAAGAAGUCGGGGCAUGCACAGGAUGGGGAAAAUCCUGACACCUCCAAGCGAGAGCCGCAGCCUCCCAGCACCAGCGCCAACAAGUCCAGGCAGUUGCCAAAGCUGCCGCUGCUGCGGGAAGGCGUCGAUGCAGAAGUUGAGGUGGCAGGUUCGGCACCCUUCCGUCCGUUGUUGGCCGAGCUGCCAUUGCUCAGCAAACUCCUGGCAGACAUCUUCAAAGAGGGCGACGGGGACGAGCGUCUCUUUGGCAGCAUGGUGCCAGGGCUCAUGGAGGUGCCAGUCUCCCAAAUAAAGUUCACCCAGACCUCCAUCGCUGGCAAGUUCAUCCACGGCCGAUUUAAGGGCUGCCGAGUUGAGGCGGUGGCGAAAGAUCUGAAAAAUGGCAAGUUGAGGCCUGCGGACCUUCCCAUUGCCGUGGUGCGAUUCAACUCGUCUUUUUGGACUUUGAACAACCGCACCUUGUAUGUGCUGAACCAUGUCUCUCGCCAAAGAGCUCCGCUGCUUGCUUGGGUUGCGCAGUACACGCUUUGCCCAAUCACUGCCAAGUUUCUCCAGCUUCGAUAUGGCUCGCUGCUGAAGGAGGAUGCUAAGAGUAUUAGCAGACUGCCGGCCUUGAAGGAUGAGGAACCGGAGCUUUCAAACCCGGAUGAUGCUGAUGAUCAACCUACAUGGGAUUCUGGGGACGAGGAGUUGCUAGAGAAGGGCAUGGCAUGGAAGUCAUAG
Symbiodinium natans is the source of this 4665-nucleotide messenger RNA. Lineage: Eukaryota; Dinophyceae; Suessiales; Symbiodiniaceae. The record is from the annotation of a GenBank genome assembly.